Aspergillus alliaceus is the source of this 354-nucleotide messenger RNA. RefSeq lists its product as uncharacterized. The transcript has a single exon. The record is from RefSeq and is a predicted model, not a curated record. Bases 1 to 354 code for a protein of 117 amino acids. Lineage: Eukaryota; Fungi; Ascomycota; Eurotiomycetes; Eurotiales; Aspergillaceae.
AUGUACUAUCCCUCCAACCGCGAGUUUUCUAAUGGUUGUUACCUGCUUCUACCUUUUAGUAUCGGCGAAUAUGGAUGGGCAUGUACAAGUGACAAUCAGCAGAUGGGCGUGGCCCCGUGGGAUGAUGUACCGGAAUCGAAAGGCACGCAUGAUGAUCUUUACCAGCCUAGAUAUAAUGGCUUCAUGGGUCUGCGGGAUGUACAGCUACACAAGGUACUACGAAAUUGGGCAUCAAACAUCGAAGAUGGUCACUGGGAGGUGGGUAAAGAUGGCGUAAUUGGUGGAAUCGAAAGGUUCGAGGAAGCAGAUACUGAGGAAUACUGGGAGAAGUACUGGGUGCCACCGAGUUGGUAA